UCGGGGAGGGGGCGCUGCCGCCACGGUACUCCCCCCUGUUGGCCGAGUGGGCCCGUCCGCCUUCGGGCGCGAACGGGCGGGCGGAACAAUCUGCUUUAGGGGAAAGGGGAGCUCGCCGAGCUCUAAGGCUCCCUCUCCAGAGAAUGGACCAGCCCAUCUGCCCUUUGUGAAGUGGCGGAAAGGGGCGGUACCAUCCUCUUGUCUGGGGGUGGGGAGGGUAGUUGGAGCCUCAUGCCCGUUCUAGUGUGGGGUGGGGAUGUGGGGCAGGGGACCGGCCCCGGGGCUCUCCAGGGAGACACUCGCUGUCCCGGCUUCUCAGGUGACGUGCGGAAUAAACUCUACAACUCGAGAUGAGUUAUAAAGCAGGUCGUGCCCCUGGUUUGAAUUGAACUACUAUCAGGGAGGCGUUUUUAGCUCUGCCUGGUAUUUCUGAGGCACAUACUCCCGGAUAUACUUGGUUCUGAAUCUCCUCAGAUACUCCCGAGGUUACUGGAGCAUUUAUAAGAGCCGGACUUAAAAGUUCAAUUAGCUGAUCUCUUCCCACUCGGAGUUCUACUUUUCCUUUAUCAAAUUGUAUCUUUGCCUCUAAUUGUUACAAUAGAUCCCUUCCCAAUUGUGGGAGAUUUGAGGGAUUUUCUUGAGGUUGUUGUGUGGAUGGGUUUCUAUUAGAUGGAGAUUUAUUUCUGAACUAGCCAAAGGAAUCUCAAGGCCAGCUCGAAGGCUGAAAAACAGCACCUGCUGUGGGAGUGAGGCCUCAGGGCCUCAACAAGAUGUAAAUCAACAGACCUAUUAGCAGUGAGACUUGGGUGCAUGGACAGCUCAUGAACAUGGACAAUAUCCAAUCAGCUAAUGCAUGCUUGGAGCGUGGAUGUCUGAUCAGGAAAUAACUGCAUAUAUAAGGAGGCUUGUUUCUGUAAUAAAUGGCUUCGCUUGAAUUCAUAUUGGAUUGUGUGGAGUCCACGAUUUUUCGCCCUUGCAAGUGGUGAUUCCGACGUGAUCCAUGAGGAGAGUUUAUGGAAGGGGAACGACUGCUGUGAGGAACGAGCCCCAGCUGGAACGACUCGGCUGGACCGCGACCGCGACGUAGUCUGCGGGCUGCGUGACUCCUGAUUGAUCGCUACAGAAGCGACAGAGGAGGGAUAAAGGAUCCGAUAUCGUUGCAAUAGACACCCAAAGAGGUGAGCAGAUGGGGGCAAAAGGAGAUGGGGCAGAAUAUUUUUAAAGAAGAAGAAGAAAUACUGCGGCUCCUCUCGCAUAUUCUCUCUAAGAGAGGGGUGAAGUAUGAGGAGAGUAACCUCAAAAGACUAUUAAUUUGGUGCAGAGGCAAUGGGUUUCCUGCUGACCUGUUAGGAGCUUUUAAAAUAGAGACUUGGGAAAAAGUGGGAACUGUGUUGUGGAAGACAAUUAGUCGCCAUGAAAAAUAUAUUCUUGGCCUUGUAACCGCCUGGAAACUGAUCAUUACUACGCUGCAGCAAUUAAAACCUGAAAAGACUGCUAUGAGCAUUAGUGACUCAAAACUUCGACUUGAACUUUGGGACAAUAUAGGGCAGAAAUUAUGGGAUAAAGUCAGCAAUGGAGAUAAAGAAGCUAAGUCAUUAGCAACUACAUGGAAGCUUAGAAUUACCACCUUAAAAGAUCUUAAGGCUGAACGGUCUGCUUCUGCUGGAAUUUUUGCAGCGUUGCAGCCUGAUAAGUAUCCUGAAAGUCGCUGUGAAGUUUACCUGGUUCAUGUCUUUGAUACCCUCCCUAUUCCAUCCCCUGCUGUGCUUUCGGCACUCCCAAUAGUUCAGCAGUCUGGGUCGGGGGGAGGAAAAAUGCCGAGCGGGUGGCCUUCUGUACCGUUGUCCAACCCUGGUGAGAACAACAAGUUCAGAGGACUGGAGUCAGACAACUUGCUCAAAGAACCUGUGAAAGCUGAGAAUGCUAAAGUCAUAAACAAGGGUACUAUCUGUCCUUUUACCAAUUUGUAUAUGCCUUUACUGCCUUUUAACCCUCCAACUUCCACGAGAGAGCAGAAGGAGUCACCGGAUAAGAACUGGGCAAAAGAACUGUGUGAAGGAUUAGAUCAGCUAAUAGCGAGUGAAUCCAACAGUCGGCAAUGCAGUCAUGAUGAUUGCGACGGGAAAGGGGGUGCUCCUGGGGACUCAGGUUGUACAAAUAAUUAUGAUGCUAGAAAGUAUUGGCAAGAAUGUGCACUGUUCCGAACCCCCCUGUUACCAACGAUUCUCCAGCACCGUUCAAGUCUGUGUUAUCUGAUGACUUGUAUGAGGAUGGGGGUUUGCAGCAUUUUCUUCAAAAGUUAACAGGAAAAAGAGUAUGUGUACGUGUUGCCCCGAGAUCAGAUAAAAACCAUGAAAGACUCAAGCAAAAUUAGACCUGUGCAAUGUAACAGCUAUAGAUCAUUUAGGAUGGAAUGAUGGGGAUUCAUUGAAAGGGGCAGGUAUCCCCCAACUCUUGGAACAGACACUAAUUGACACACCACAAUUAGAGGUGCGAUUAGUUUCUGAAAUCCUGAGGCAGUCAACAGAUCUUGCAUAUCAAGCUAUGAUAAAGGUGCCUGAAACCAACAAAGCAGCCAAAUCUUUUAUAACUACUAUCAGGGUCCCAGUGAGAGUUACAUGCAAUUUAUUGACCAUCUUCAAGAGGCUAUCAAUAAACAGGUUGAAAACUUAGAAGUUAAGGAAGCACUGGUGUUGAAAUUAGCAGUAGAGAAUGCUGAUGUUUGCUAUCAACGUGUUAUCUGCGAGUUUUACAGUACAUAUUAUGUGCUUCUGUGUAUUGCCCCUCUGAAAAUCAAGCAGCUUGUCAGGAAUGUGAGUUAAUUGUUUUACUGGUUGUUGUUAGAAUUGUUUCUUUGUGGUAUAAGUACACCGUAAAACUUUCUCCCCACUUUUCCCACUCGCGCUGCAAGCAGCCCUGUGCUUACCCCCCUCCCUCCCUCUUCUCAUGGUUUUUACUUACGAGAUGGGGUCAGGAAUGACUGUUUUCAAUCGUGUUCCUAAGAAAUUGGUAUUGGGAGGUGUUUUAAAACAUAGGAAAGCACUCGGAAAUAUGAGGAAGGAAGAUCUUGUGGAAUAUUGUAAUUAAUGGUGGCUGCUGUAUAAGUUAAAUGAUUGGGAAAAGUGGCCGGAGAAUAGAAUCUUGAAGUAUAACACUUUGUUGCAGUUCAUGUUGUUUUUAAGGCGAGAAGAGUAGGACAAAAUAAAUCCCUACAAGAGAUCAUUAAAUAAUUUCAGACAGUUUUACAGGCGGAACGGUUUGAACUUCAACAAGCUGAGAGAGAGUUAACUGAUAACACACAGGUCACAGUAAACUUGCUGAAGUCUGCAAGAUGCUUUCCUUAUUAACCUGUUUUCUUUGUGGGUAUCUGUUUAAGCAUGGUACAGUUUUGGUAGGUCUUUGUUAUAUGGUACAGUAAGUUCACAGACUGUUAAAUCAUGAGAAUCCGUUGACUCAAAACGUGCAUUUUGUGAUAAUACAGAAGAUCACGAGUAAUUUAGUUCUUUACUUCGUGAAUGUGAUGGUAAAAUUUUUGUGUGUGGUAGCUGCUAUUUUUCUUUCUAGCAUGCUAGCUUUAUUCCGGUAUCCAGACUUGUGCAACUGUGUGACAGGCUGUGUCUCAUCUCGAUGUGCUGGAUUUGGCUCUUUUGUAUGCACACCAUGUAAAGAAUCCUGGUUUUGGGAUAACUGUUGUAGCGCACCAGAUGAGGCACCAAAAAAAAAAAAAAAAAGCCUUGCACGCCGCAGCUUGCUGCGGCGGGGGGGGGCAGGUGCCGAUUGGGCUCCAGCGCGCACUGACCUGUUUUGUCAGGGAGACCCAGCAGUACCUCUGCCUGGCUGAGCAGUAAGCGGCCCAAAGGUGCAAUGAAAAAAUUGAGAUAUUGUCUUGAAUAAGUGUAACUGUGAUGCAUCUGCAUAUUUGAACUUGGUGUUUGGUUUUCAUAUCUGAGCUCAGUAUUUUAAUUUGCAUAUAUAUAUAUAUUUGGUACCAAAAGAAUUUUGUUUGCGGAGAUAAUUAUGAAAGGGGAAUCGGUUCCACUGCUAAAAUACCACCUUGCUCCCCCUUAGGAUGCAUCCCUAUACAUUGGAGUUAUUGCUCAUAUUAUUAUCCAAUAAUUUUGAGACCAGAAAAUAAUUAAAGUUGUUAAACUUUGAUUUGCAUUUAAUUUAUGUGCUAGUUGGAGGUAUGCGAAAGAAAACUAAAUGCUAUGAUGGAUGUGAACUUGGAUGAGGUUGUAUUUAAAAGUUAAAAGCUGCUGGAAUAUGAACUGAUUUGGAUCUAGGAAAAUGGAAUAAUGGAUUGAUGUUUAAUAUGCUGUAUUUUGACAUCUGUAAAUUGUGAAAGGUAAAUGGGGCUGAGGAAUGUAACAACUGUUGAGCUAAUUGGAGUUGUGUAUAAAACUCAGCUCAUUGCAGUCAAGGAGUUUGCCAGAGCCUCCUACUUCGUACCAGCGAUUACGCCAGCUGCGUGGCCUUGGCUACAUCUGAACUGCAGCAAGAAGAGAAAGAAGAAAAAAAUGGAAAAAAAGCCUGUUUUCCUGCUGCUAAGCAGAGAAAGGGGGGCUUUACUCCCCCUGCUCUGUCUUUUUUUUUCUCCUGGAGUAUUGUGAUCCAUCCUUGUUGUGGCACUGUGUUGCUUCUCGGCUUCGAAUCAGGGGUUGUUGGUGCUGUUUCUUUUUGCUUCUGUCUUUUUUCCUAGGUUUUUGGCACAUCUGGGGAGAGAGUUCAUCAUUUUACCUCCUUGCUGAGGUUGGUCUUUCACACUGGUCAGCUUUGGGGGAGAUCAGAGUGCUCAGUGCUUCUCUGGGUCAGAGUGGUACUGAUUUGGGUGUGGAGUGGAGCCAGGUUGGUUUGAUGUGGAGUUCGAACUGAUUUGUUUUCAUGCUGAGCUGGAGAUCCUGCCAUCUCAGGUGGGGGCGAGAGGGAGGUUUUAUCCCCCCCCCCCCCGGCGAUGUUACUGCUAGAGAACUGUAAUACUGCAUCAAGGAGUCUGAGUGUGAAAUUUGAAGGCAUUGCCAGUGGGUCCAUAGUUCUAAUGAAGCUGGGAAAUUAAACCAAUUUUUUUUUUUUUUUUUUUAAGAGACUUAUUCUGUGGUAACUGGUUGUGAGAGGCUUCUUAGUAAAUUCACCAUGCUAGUUUUUGAGGUCAUGGGAGAGAACGAAAGAAAGGCUGUUUUUUGAGACCAAUAGAAUGCCAAAUUUGGAACAAAGUUUUACCAUAUGAAUUCUUGUAUUUUCCAGAAAGUCCUAUACCUCUCUUGGGUCAAGAUUUGUUAAGUAAAUUGUAAGCUCAAAUAACGUUUUCUGAGAAUUCUGUUUAGUUGCAUGUCCUACAAGAAGCUGCUUGGAUGGUGCAGAUCUGCUUGCUGCAAGUGAGAAAUCUCCAAGGACAUUUCGAAUGCUGUAUUUCCACUAGUAUUAACAGCCAAUGUUUCGAUAAAGCAAAUACUACACUGAAAGAAUUGAAACAGGACUUCGAUCUGGACGAGGAUUGAAGUGGAUUCCACAAAGAUUCAAUGAAUGCAGACGGACAGGAGGGAGAUAAGUUGUGAGGACUGUUUCAGAUGUAAACCAUGGAUCCUAAUUCAGUGUUAUGGAUGCUCACAGACCUGGUGGUCUAGAAGCCUAUCAGCAAGCAGGUGGUGUACCUUCUGUGGAGAAUGGCAAUUUGAGCAACAGCAGGAGAGUCAAAGUGUCAAUGCAAAAAUGAGGAUGGCAACUCGGUGUGUGCUGAAAGCCAUCUUGGUGGAUCUCAGCAGCACGCUUCGUGUUGAAGACUCGGCUGUGCCAGGCGUGCAGGAAGCUCUUAAAAGGGAGUUAGAUUCUGCCAUGCUGCGGAGGUUGGAGAAAAGGAUUUUGGUCGAUCUCCCAAGUAAAGAGGCAAAAACGGGUGAUGAUCUAGCACUGGCAACAACGGAGGAGUGGAGCUAAGAAUGGACCUGGACUACAGCUUGCUGGGCCAGGAAAUGGAUGGGUACUCCAGCUCCAACAUAAAACUCGUGUGCAAGGAAGCGGCUAUGAGACCAGUGAGGAAAAUUUUGAAUGCUCUUGAAAAUCAUCAGCCAGGUAACAGUAACUUACCUGUGAUCCAAUUAGACACGAUCACAACAGCAGGCUUCCUUGAUAUGAUCGCCCACACCAAGCUAUCAGUAAAAAACUUCAGCCAGAAGUACAAGGCUUGGCAAAGAGAAUUCGAGUCAGUUUGAAAAAAAAAAAAAAAAAAAGAUUAAAAACUUCCAAGACUUUCACUACUCAAAAUGGCAUUGCCUCGUCUCCAGAGCAUCAAACGGUGAAGGAGAAGGAAGUGCCGUUGUUUCCAGAAAAGAAAAUGUCAGGGGAAAAUCUAUCUUUACUUUGAAAAUUUAAGGCAGGUGGGGAGUGGUGCUUUGUUUUUUCUUUGCCAUUUUCAAAAAAACAUUCUUCAUGGAAAUAAUGUGUCCUGGUUUUGCUAAAAAACAAGUUUCUCUUUUAGUGAAUUUUGCCUGUCAGCUAAAGCCUUCAUAUUAGCUGCAUUUUCCUGGAGAACCAGACACAUGUUUUGGUAAACAUAGCAAUGGAAUGCAAACAUUGAUAAGCACAGAUGGACAUCUCGCGAGAGGGGCAACGAGAAACAGGUGACCAAGAAACUGACCAACUGUGUAUAACAUUCCAUUCACAUGAAUACUUCAUAUAAAAGUGGGAGAUCAUGAGGAUCUUGUCCGUUCUACUUAUGGCCGACAUUAGGAGAGGACCUUGCUAGUCGUCCCUGCAAACUGAGGCCUAGUGACAGACUGAAUCCAGCUCCGGUUGGCUGCAGAGUCCAAUCCAGGACUUUGGUUGCCGGCUCUGCAGUUGCUGAGACUUUCAAGAUUGGUUUUGUAUAUUUUGUAUUAUUUUCUCUAUUCUUAUUAGUAGCAUUAGUAAAACAUUUUUAAUUUUUUCCAACUCUCUUCUCUCUGUCCUUCUUUCCCUCCCGAUCGCCUGUCCUUAGUGGGAAGGGGGGAGAGGGAGGGGCAAAAGGGGGAAGUGGGGGGAAGAGGAGGUUAACAAUACAUCUGCCAGGGUUUUAUUGUCACCCUGCAAUCUAAGCCUCAACAGCUAAUUGGCGCCCAACGUGGGGCGAGAGAAAGGGGUAAAUUUGGAGAUUUUUGGCUUCUCUAGUGCUCUGAUGUACCUUUCAGUUUUCUUGGCACCAUGCCAACUCAUAGAGUUGUGAUACUUGCGCGUCUGUUUGCUUCAGACAUUAUUUAGUGGUAUUAAGGCAAAGUGAAUUACAUUGAUUUAAAGAUGUUAUGGCAUAAGUUGUAUCAGUUAUUUUCUACAUUGUGUUCGGUGAUUCCUUAUCUGUGCUGGGCCUUCUUCAUAAAUCGAAGUAUUCAUUAUAUAACAACAAGAAAUUGGACAGUGGUUAUGAUGAUCCUGUGUGGUUUGGCACUGGUUUAUUUCAUUAUACUGCAGCCGUUAAUGAAUUUCUACUCAUUUCUGCUUUACCUUGAAAAGCCUCCGGGAGAGAUUAAAGAGCAGUACGGCUCUGUGUUUGCUAAUUGGUCGAGCAAAUCCUUAGAAAGGUUGACUAACAAUACUUUCAUUUUUUCGCUAGGACAGUUAGCAAAUGUUUUAGAGAGCUUUGAAUAUCCUUGGAGCUUUGAUAGAACUAUCAUGGUGCUAUUUGGUUUGCUGAAUGUGUGUCAUUUUGUGCUACUGUUAAGAGAAAUGAGGUUCAAUAGGAGGUUUGCGUCUCUUUUUAGUCCUGAGAUUUGCGGUGCGUCUUUGGAAGCUUUAGCAAAAAGCACUCCGAGCCACUCAAGAAAGAACAAAACAGCGAAAACUGCCGCUGCAGCCACUGCCCCCCCAACCGCGGCUUCACAGGCUGAAGCUACAGCUCCUACGCAGAGUUCCUCUGCCAAGGUCGCUGCAGAUAACAUUACUUCUCCAGCCUCAAAGGCUAACAAGGCAGCCCCCCCUUCUUCACACACUGGGCACUGUUGCUGCUGUAACCACAGCAAUCACUGUGACAGUCAUUCAGACUCUGGAAAUGAAUCAAAUGAUGGUGAACCCAUAUCAGCAUCAGUUCCUGGUUGUAAGAAAGUCACUAGAAAGACUACCCGUGCAGCAGGUGAUGGCACAGGGCCAACAUCAACCCAAGGGGCAUCAUCAGCGCAGGGAGGAGAUGAAGUGACCACCACUCGGUCCCUUUCUCCAGGUGAGCUGAGAGAUCUGUGAAAAGACUCUUGUCGUCGUGAAGGCGAGAAUAUUUUAACCUGGCUGCUCCGAUGCUGGGACAAUGGAGCAGAAACAAUUGAAUUGGAAGGUGGUGAAGCCAGGCAGCUGGGAUCUCUGUCAAAAGAUUCCACCAUUGAUAGGGCAAUUUCAAGAGAGUCUAAUGCCACUACCCUCUGGACCCGACUCCUGGCAGCUAUGAAAGUAAGAUUUCCCUACGAGGAAGACUGUAUAUCCAAGUUAGGGAAAUGGAAUACUAUGGAGAGAGGUAUUCAGUUCCUGAGAGAAUUAGCUGUGCGAGAGAUCAUCUAUUUUGGACCAAACAGCCAAGAGGGGACAGACCCAGAUAGAAUCAAUUGUACACAACCUCUGUGGCACAGAUUUGUACAAAGCGCACCACCUGCAUAUGCUAAGUCAUUGGCAGGAAUGGUCUGGUCAUCUGGAGGUGUACAAGAUAUUACUGAAGUGAUUGAGCAGCUCCGAGACUUUGAGGACAGCCUUGCUGGUUCUCUACGGGCUUGUGUCUCUGCUGUGGAGAAAUUGUGUGAAAAAUCUGAUGAUCGGUUUGAAAAACUGUUGCAAGAAAUCAAAGAACUCAGAGAAGACACGUACCAUUCACGACCUGUAUGAACCUAUGAUUCAGCUAUUAGGAAAAGGCGUUUCCAAUCUCGAGAGAGAGGACAGAGGCAGCCCACAAAAAGAGGUUCACUGUGGUUCUUCCUACAUGAGCAGGGAGAAAACAUGAAUAAGUGGCAUGGAAGACCUACCUCAGAACUUCAAGAACAAGUACGUGAGAUCACAGUAUCACAGUAUGUUUGGGAUUGGAAGGGACCUCAAAAGAUCAUCUAGCCCAAUCCCCCUGCUGGAGCAGGAACGCCUAGGUGAGGUCGCACAGGAACAUGUCCAGGUGGGUUUUGAAUGUCUCCAGAGAAGGAGACUCCACAACCUCCCUGGGCAGCCUGUUCCAGUGCUCUGUCACCCUCACUGAGAAGAAGUUUUUUCUCACAUUUCAGUGGAACCUCUUGUGUUCCAGCUUGAUCCCAUUACCCCUUGUCCUAUCAUUGUUUGCCACCGAGAAGAGCCUGGCUCUGUCCUCGUGGCACUCACCCUUUAUAUAUUUAUAAGCAUUAAUAAGGUCACCCCUCAGUCUCCUCCAAACUAAAGAGCCCCAGCUCCCUCAGCCUUUCUUCAUAAGGGAGGUGCUCCACUCCCUUAAUCAUCUUUGUUGCCCUACGCUGGACCCUCUCCAGCAGUUCCCUGUCCUUCUGGAACUGAGGGGCCCAGAACUGGACACAAUAUUCCAGAUGGGGUCUCACCAGGGCGGAGUAGAGGGGAAGGAGGACCUCUCUCGAUCUACUAACCACCCCCCUUGUAAUACACCCCAGGAUGCCAUUGGCCUUCCUGGCCACAAGGGCACAGUUCUGGCUCGUGGUCAUCCUGUUGUCCACCAGGACCCCCAGGUCCCUUUCCCCUACACUGCUCUCUAAUAUGUAAUUUCCCAACCUAUACUGGAACCUGGGGUUGUUUCUGCCCAGAUGCAGGACUCUACACUUUCCCUUGUUAAAUUUCAUCAGGUUAUUCCCCACCCAACUCUCCAGCCUGUCCAGGUCCCGCUGGAUGGCAGCACAGCCUUCUGGCGUGUCAGCCACUCCUCCCAGCUUAGUGUCAUCAGCAAACUUGCUGAUAGUAUACUCAAUUCCCUCGUCUAAAUCGUUAAUGAAUAUAUUGAAUAAUAUUGGCCCCAGUGUGGACGGGUUUUGAGAGAUAAAGAUUUGUUGCUGAAUUAGUCAGGCUCAAAGGAAUCUCAAGGCCUCUUAGAGAAGCUGAGAACAGAAUCUGCUGUGAGAGAGAGGGGUGUUCCUCAAUCACCGGGGUCCUGGCGUGGCCUGAAUCAUCGGACGUAUCAUCAGUGAGACUCCAGCGCAUGGACAGCCCACGAUACUCAUUUAGCGAAUCCAUGCUUGGAGCGUGGACGCGUGAUUAGAAUAUAGUUACGUAUAUAAGGAGACUUGUUUCUGUAAUAAAUGGCUUUAGCGUGAUUCACAUUGAA
Columba livia (rock pigeon) is the source of this 10249-nucleotide messenger RNA. Its product is annotated as katanin p60 ATPase-containing subunit A-like 2. Gene Ontology annotation, molecular function: ATP hydrolysis activity. The transcript has 7 exons. NCBI's taxonomy places the organism in Eukaryota, Metazoa, Chordata, Aves, Columbiformes, Columbidae. The coding region runs from base 5934 to 6206 and encodes 90 amino acids. The record is from RefSeq and is a predicted model, not a curated record.